Messenger RNA from Coffea eugenioides, 964 nucleotides. Its product is annotated as ubiquitin-conjugating enzyme E2-23 kDa. Gene Ontology annotation, biological process: protein polyubiquitination; ubiquitin-dependent protein catabolic process. The record is from RefSeq and is a predicted model, not a curated record. Lineage: Eukaryota; Viridiplantae; Streptophyta; Magnoliopsida; Gentianales; Rubiaceae. The transcript has 6 exons. Gene Ontology annotation, molecular function: ubiquitin conjugating enzyme activity. The coding region runs from base 230 to 781 and encodes 183 amino acids. Gene Ontology annotation, cellular component: nucleus.
AUCAUAAUCCAUGAAUAUUCUAUUACUACUAUUCCCUCUCUCUGAUAAGUUCUGAUCCUACUCUUUUUCUUUCUUUCUUGUGUCGGCUCUUCUUUUGCUUAUCUGAGUUGUUGAAGACUUGAAGUAACUUAUUUCUUCCCUUUUUUGCGUCACCUUUUCUCCUCCUCCCCACCAGAAGAAAAUCAUCAAAAAGAGAUUAAAAGCGGUGCCAAGAAUCAAGACGAAAAUCAUGUCUUCCCCAAGCAAACGCAGGGAGAUGGACUUGAUGAAACUGAUGAUGAGUGAUUACAAGGUGGAUAUCAUCAAUGAUGGCAUGCAAGAAUUCUAUGUCCAUUUCCAUGGACCUAAUGACAGUCCUUAUCAUGGUGGGGCGUGGAAAAUCAGAGUGGAGCUUCCAGAUUCUUACCCUUACAAAUCUCCAUCCAUAGGAUUUAUUAAUAAGAUCUACCACCCAAAUGUUGAUGAGAUGUCUGGCUCAGUUUGUUUAGAUGUAAUUAAUCAGACAUGGAGCCCGAUGUUUGAUCUGGUAAAUGUAUUCGAAGUAUUUCUCCCACAGCUUCUUCUAUAUCCGAACCCAUCAGACCCUUUGAAUGGGGAGGCAGCUGCUUUGAUGAUGCGUGAUCAAACUGCUUACGAACAAAGAGUUAAAGAAUAUUGUCAGAAAUAUGCCAAGCCAGAAGAUGUGGGAGCAGUUCCCGAGGAGAAAUCAAGUGAUGAGGAGCUAAGCGAAGAUGAAUACGACUCUAGUGAUGACGCGGUGGCAGGCCCAGUGGAUCCUUAGCCCCUCCUAGUGCUAGUGGUUACUUGUACCUCUACAUGAUUCUCUGGUUCCUGCAUAAUUGAACCUGAACCUAUUCAUUGGGAAGGGAUGCAAAAGAAGAAAUCCCAGCCCUUAACAUUAAUUCUCUCGUGUAAAUAUAUCCGGUGCUAAUACAUUGCUUUUCUAUUUCUGUUUAUAUGUUUA